GUUGAUUCCUUGACACAAGCCUCGCAUUGAAGUCAUGGAUUGCAGCCAGUCAAGUACCGUCUCGUCUUGUGCCUUUGCUGACGAUGGGCAGAAGCAGAAGAGUGGUCAGCAGAGCGCCUUUAUGUCCUACCAAGGACAGUAUUUCGUGCCGGGUACGAAUUAUGUCGAGAGCAACAUGCACGUGCCGUAUGGUGAAGCACAUUCGUACCUCCAGGGCGACAACGGGUAUAAUGCGGCCACGAAUUACUACGAUGGCACUAGCUAUAAUUACCUCUACGCAUCAUCGAUAUCGGAUCUCCAUCCCCACUUCCAACCGGCGACAUACGUAAACGAGCCCUGGACCACCACCACGAUUGUGCCCCAAGGCGAAGAAGCAAAGGUGGAUCAUGCUUGGACCACCACGACGUCGACCAACUUUCAAAACCAAAUGCGAGAAGAGCAGGGCGCCUUCAGGAGCAUUAUUCCGCGCCAAGAAACUUCAUCUCCUGCCGGUGCUAAAAAUUUCCCCAAGCUUCAGGAGGGCGGGUCGUCUAGUAGCUCGUGCCGGAAUUAUACUAGUCCGCAGAAGCAGUUCCUUGAGGUGGAUUCUGCUCUCGUGCUCCGCGACGGUCUAGCGCUACCCGCAGCGACUGGUAGUUCCCAAGGCGUGACGGGACCAACGGACGGCAGCGUUGUCGGCGGAGAGGAUGAUCGUGCGGAGGUGUUACCUACGGAAACGCACGAGAAAACCGGGCGGGUGGAACCGCCCAAGUUUCUUCCCGAGCGGGAGCAGGAGAUUCACCUGGUGCAUUUUCGGAAGACGUACGCUGUCAUGGGGGAAAUCGUGCAGCGGACCCUGUUGUUUCGCAAACUUCGGAAGACGGCUAAGCGGGAGGGAGCGCUGCUGUCAAACACACCCCAAGACAUUACAGAGGCGACGGAGGUUGCCGGAAAGACAGAAGAAAGUAGCAACUCUUCCUCGGUGGUGCGACCUGAUUUGUCGUUCUACGACUUCGGUGCGGCACCAGGCGGCUUUUGUGCGCAGUUGUUAUCGCACACCGCGGAAGUUGGGCGAGGGUACGGAAUUUCGUUGCCCCCGUCGGAGGGCGGCUACCACAUGGUCUAUCACGAUCCGCGGCUAAAAAUCCUGCCCGCGAACAUUUUUGACAUCGAAGAUUCCUCGAAGUUGACGAACUUGCACGACGUCUGCAGCAACGGCAAUGAUGAGACCAAAUCCAAAACAAGAGCCAGUGCAGCCAGCCCACAGACGGAAUUGGAGCUGCAACAAGAGCAGCUAGAAUCUGUUCAUUCCCCUAAACGACCCCCGUCCGAAUCCACAGGCCAAGUGCCGCCGGAAGUAGUCCAGCCUUCCACCACACAGCACGAUGCUUUUGCGUUGGACGUCGAGCAAGAACCUCCCCUUCACGGACAGCAGCAAGAAGAACAUCAAGCACAGGACCACCGCCGGCCAUUCCCAGCGUUAGCGCGGAGCCAGUUCUUGGUGAACCUGAUUAACUGCGACAUGCAAGACCUCGCGAUGCAGCGCGACCAGACGCAA
Amoebophrya sp. A120 is the source of this 1537-nucleotide messenger RNA. NCBI's taxonomy places the organism in Eukaryota, Dinophyceae, Syndiniales, Amoebophryaceae. The record is from the annotation of a GenBank genome assembly.